Messenger RNA from Cydia amplana, 912 nucleotides. RefSeq lists its product as uncharacterized. Gene Ontology annotation, molecular function: protein binding. The coding region runs from base 71 to 898 and encodes 275 amino acids. The record is from RefSeq and is a predicted model, not a curated record. NCBI's taxonomy places the organism in Eukaryota, Metazoa, Arthropoda, Insecta, Lepidoptera, Tortricidae. The transcript is spliced from 2 exons.
UGAACCUUCAGGUGGUGGUUGCUUUGGGACAGGAAAGAAGUAAAUUCCUAUGACAUAAUAUAUUUAUACAAUGCUGCCAAUAUUACUAUUAAUGCUAUCAACAGCUUUAGCCGACAACUGCUCGUAUAUAUACGACGGCCAGCAAUAUACUAGAUCCUCAAUACUAACCAUAAAAGGUUUACCAACAAACCUAGUGGUCAACCCAAACAAUAAAGAUCUUCACUUCACAUUGAUUGAUCUAGAAACCCUACAAAAUGACGACAUUCAAACCAAAAUGGAUCAAUACAUACUUAGAAAUGGAGAACCAAUCAAAAUUGACGAUAUUAAUGGGCAAGCAGCAGCGGUUGACGUCAAAAAUGAUAGAGUAUACAUAGGCACUGAUGAUGGAUUGACUUUGUUGAACAAAACUGACAAAGCCAACUUUGUUAGUUUAAAAGACGAAGACAUAGUCCAAAUAUUCAAACCAAAUCACGGAGAUGAUCUAUAUGUUGUUAUAUUCCCAAACAACGAAGUAUUUAAAGUAAAUUUAAAGAAGAAUGAAAAGAGAAGGGUCCAAUAUGUGCCUUGUGCUUUUAUCAUAGCUGUCGAUGCUGAUGAUAAUAUAUUUUACGAAUGCGACUCCAAAUACGUCAAGGUUCUACUCAAAGGGUUCCAUGAACCUAUUGAAUUUGUUGGAAUAGCUAAAAACGCUGCAAGAGCUAUAGCUAUUGAGGAUAAUCAUAGAGUAGUUUUAGCUGCUAACGAUGGUCUGUAUCACCUAAAAUCAGAUAAUUUAAUUCCUAAGAAGCUAAUGGACCUAGAUUUUGUGCCUGCAGGCAUUGCGUUCGAGGAUGAUGACUUCUAUAUAUCUACGAACGGGAUGGUAUACAAAUACAGUAAUGACGAUUGUGAGGAAUAAAUGAUUUGAGAAUU